AUGGCAUUUCAAAUGGAGAGAACCCCCAGCGGCCACGAGUACAAGGUCAAGGAAAUUUGGCAGGCUGACUUUGGCCGCCUCGAGAUCGAGCUCGCGGAGGUCGAAAUGCCCAGCCUCAUGGCCUGCCGCUCUGAGUUCGGCCCCUCGCGGCCCCUCGAGGGCGCGAGAAUCAGUGGCUCUGUCCACAUGACCAUCCAGACUGCCGUCCUCAUCGAGACCCUCACUGCCCUCGGUGCCGAGGUCCGCUGGUGCUCGUGCAACAGCUUCUCCACCCAGGACCAUGCGGCAGCCGCCAUCGCCCGCGACUCUGCUGCUGUCUUCGCCUGGAAGGGUGAGACGCCUCAGGAGUAUUGGUGGUGCAUCGAGCAGGCCCUCGACUGGGGACCCAGCGGCGGCCCCGACCUCAUCGUUAACGACGGAGGCGACGCUACCCUCUUCAUCUGCGAGGGUGUCAAGGCAGAGGAGGCCUACGAGAGCACCGGGAAUCUCCCCGACCCGGCAUCCACCGACAACCUGGAGUUGCAGAUCGUGCUGACCAUAAUCAGGGAUGGGUUGGAGACCGACCCGAAGAGGUAUCGCAAGAUGAAGGAGAGACUCGUCGGAGUCUCCGAGGCAACCGCCACUGCUGUUGAGAGAUUGUCCCGGAUGCAGGCCAAUGGGACUCUCUUAUUCCCUGCUAUCAAUGUCAAUGAGUCCAUCACCAAAAGCAAGUUUCAAAAUUUGUGCGGUUGCCGCCCCACUGGGCCUGACGGUCUAAUGACGGCCACCGACCUAGAGAUCACUGGAAAAGUUGCUGUGGUCUGUGGAUAUGGAGACGUCGGCAAGGACCGUGCUGCUGCCCUCAAGAAGGCUGGUGCUCGUGUCACUAUCACCGAGGCCGAUCCCAUCCGCGCUCUCCAAGCUGUCCAUGAAGGUAUCCCGGUCCUAACCCUAGAGGAUGUUGUCUCCGAGGGCGACAUCUUUGCCGUCGCCGCUGGCAGCAGCAAGGGCAUCAUCAUGAUCGACCACAUGAGGAAGAUGAAGAACAAUGCCAUCAUCUGCAACAUCGGUCCCUUCGAUAAGGCGAUUGACAUGCCCGGCCUCGAGACCUUCCCGGGCAUGAAGCGCGUCACCACCAAUCCCCAGACGGACAGGUGGGUCUUCCCCAACACUGAGUCGGGCGUCAUUGUGCUGGCAGAGGGACGCCUCGUAAACUUGGGCCACCCUAGCUCGGUGAUGUCCUCCUGCUCCUUCGCGAACCAGGUGAUGGCGCAGCUAGAGCUGUGGAUGGAAAGGGACACUGGCAAGUAUGAGAAGAAGGUCUACGCCUUGCCCAAGCAUCUGGACGAGAAGGUGGCCAGUCUUCACCUCGGCAAGCUCGGCGCUAAGCUCACCAAGCUCAGCAAGGAGCACGCCGACUAG
Messenger RNA from Eucalyptus grandis, 1401 nucleotides. RefSeq names its product adenosylhomocysteinase-like. Lineage: Eukaryota; Viridiplantae; Streptophyta; Magnoliopsida; Myrtales; Myrtaceae. The record is from RefSeq and is a predicted model, not a curated record. Gene Ontology annotation, biological process: L-methionine cycle. Gene Ontology annotation, molecular function: adenosylhomocysteinase activity. Gene Ontology annotation, cellular component: cytosol. The transcript has 2 exons. Bases 1 to 1401 code for a protein of 466 amino acids.